Messenger RNA from Columba livia (rock pigeon), 2016 nucleotides. RefSeq names its product mas-related G-protein coupled receptor member H. Bases 423 to 1367 code for a protein of 314 amino acids. The record is from RefSeq and is a predicted model, not a curated record. The transcript has 2 exons. Gene Ontology annotation, cellular component: membrane. Gene Ontology annotation, biological process: G protein-coupled receptor signaling pathway. Gene Ontology annotation, molecular function: G protein-coupled receptor activity. NCBI's taxonomy places the organism in Eukaryota, Metazoa, Chordata, Aves, Columbiformes, Columbidae.
GAUGAGUGUUUCCAAUCAGGAAUAGAUGAAGAGCCAUUCACAAAAUGCUGCUUGCGGAGCUUCUGGCAAAAGCCACUUCCUGUCUGGCAAAAAGAAAAGAUUAAGAUAAAUAAAAACAAGGAAGCAGAGCUCUGACGUAGCUGCGGUUACAAAACCGUUCCCGACUCCCCUGCGACCCCACUGCACCGGGGACGGGGUGCAGAGAGGAGCUGGUGGGACGGGAGCAGGGACAUCCUGGUGACCUGGGGGCAUUUUUCUUCAUUCAGCUGUCCUCGGAGGAUCUGCUUCAGGACAUGGAAGUGUGAGAAGCCAAGACACUGACGCCGAUCUGCCCGAGCCCAGCUGGAGAGCCAGCCCUUGCCUUUUGCUUCAGCAGCACUAACACCAGAGGCCACAUCCCACCGCCCGCCCAGCAUCCAUCCAUGGAGGCGAACCACAUGUCGCCAAAUCCCACAGCACCCACGCUGACCACCGAUGGAGAUGACCCGUGCAGGAUGGACGUAACCGACAUGGCCAUAGACAGUGUCACAGUGCUUAUCUGCCUCUGCGGGCUGGUGGGGAACGGGGCCGCCCUCUGGUUCCUCGGCUUCCGCAUCCGCAGGAACCCCAUCACCGUCUACAUCUUCAACUUGGCCAUUGCUGACUUCAUCUUCCUCCUCUUCAUGGUCACCUCAUCCCUCCUCUACAUGAUGGAGAACAUCUCCUGCUCCACUCUUUUGUCCUUGAAGUACAAGAGGUCACUUUUCCUGUUCUCGCUGUUCUCCUACAACACGGGCCUGUAUCUUCUGACGGCCAUCAGCAUCGAGAGGUGCAUGUCCAUCUUCUGCUACAGCAUCCGCCAUCCCCAGCGCUUGUCAGUCAUGGUGUGUGUCCUGCUCUGGUCCCUCUCCAUCACUGUCAUUGCUGCAGUGACAUCUCUGUGCCUGUUGUACGACUACGAGCACUGCCGGGUGGCUCUUAUUUCCAUGUACAUCCUCAACUUUGUCGUCUUUGCACCACCCAUGGUCAUUUCCAGCACAAUCCUCCUCAUUAAGGUCCAGUGUAGCUCCCAGCAGCACCAACCCAAGAGGCUUUACAUCGUUAUCUUCCUCACCGUCCUCUUCUUCCUCCUCUUCGCUCUUCCCCUCAGCAUCUGGAAUUUCCUGCAGCAGUUCAGCUACAUGUUUGUGCCCUCCCAGGUUGUUUUCCUGCUCGCCUGCAUCAACAGCAGUAUCAACCCCUUCAUCUACUUCUCGGUGGGGAGCUGCCAGAGGCAUUGCUCCUUGCUGUCCCCCCAGGUCGCCUUCCAGAGGGUCUUUGAGGAGCCGGCAGACAACAUGACAUUCAGCAGUGACACAACGAUGGACACGCUGGCCCCAGCCUGUUGAAUCCUUUCCACUGCUUAAUGCCCCUGGGACAAUGGCUGAGGGAUUCCUUGAGCAGACGGAUGAAUACAUUUUCUGCAGUAUUUUCCUUGAUGUUACCCUCUUGUGGUGUAAUUCUUCACCCUGCAGAAGAGGAGAGCAGGGGCCUCGACAAGGUUGAUGUCAGGAGGGAAUUUGUGUUCACGCUCAGCUUUCUGCCCCCUGCCAGCCCACCCCAAGUCCUGCAACACUCUUCCCCAAGGGCAACAUCCCCCAGAGGACCAUGUUCCCACCAGCUUUUCAGGAUGAGCAUUGCCUUUGGGAAACUCUGACUCAUGUACAGUGUGGGGGCAAAACCCAUUUGGUGCCCUAAGCCCUUGUCCCCAUCCUGUGUCCCAGCCUGUGCAGCCUCCCUGAGCUCUGCUCACCUCCCAUCCCCAGCAAUGCCAGCGGGGAGACCCCAGCCGAGACCCCACCGCCCUCCCCUCCCACUGGUACCCGGUUCCUGUAUCCCACCGGUACCCGGUUCCUGUAUCCACCAGUACCCAGUUCCUGUAUCCCACUGGUACCUGGUUCCUGUAUCCCACCGGUACCCGGUUCUGUAUCCCACUGGUACCCAGUUCCUGUAUCCUACUGCUGCCUGAUGUCAAUAAACAGCAUCAUUUAAUAAAUA